AUGUCUCAACAUGUCGACUUUACCGCAACUCGCAUCUUCAAGCAUACUAACGUCUCCUACGAGCACGUCCUGGAGAACCUUUUCAAGUCAGUUGGGCGCGAGGCGGACAAUCAGAGCAGCGGACUGGUUGCGCCGUCGACGGAAUUGUUCAACGCCGAAUCGUACACUGCACUGGUAGAGAGCAAGCUUGGACCUCACGGGUUCAUGAUCUUUAAGGAGUUCGACCAUGGCUGGUGGACUAACAUCGUGAAAGAGGAUGGCCAGCAAAUUCUGAAGACCUACAGAAUCAUUUUAGGAAAUCCGUUGAUUGCCAUCACCAUGCUAAAGCACGAUACCAGGGCAGGGUUAUUUGUGCCUGUAGAGCUAUUAGUUCGGGAGGUAUUGGCGGCUGGACAAGAUGAGAUAGUGACCGAAGUCUCGUAUAUCAUGCCGAGUAGCCUCAUUGCACCCAAAGAACUCGAACCAAAGGAAGAGCUCAAGGCUGCUGUCAAAAUUUUGGACGAGAAGCUGGCAAAGCUAGUAGACGAUAUUUGUGUUUCUUAG
Molecule: messenger RNA, 543 nt
Organism: Lithohypha guttulata
Lineage: Eukaryota; Fungi; Ascomycota; Eurotiomycetes; Chaetothyriales; Trichomeriaceae
Exons: 1
Coding region: 1-543 (180 amino acids)
Source: RefSeq, a predicted model, not a curated record